AUGAGUGGUUCCAGAUUCAUAAAGUGUGUCACAGUAGGCGAUGGUGCCGUUGGCAAGACUUGUUUGCUUAUCUCCUAUACCAGCAACACUUUCCCCACGGAUUAUGUGCCCACUGUCUUUGACAAUUUCAGUGCAAAUGUAGUUGUGGAUGGGAGCACUAUAAAUUUGGGGUUGUGGGAUACCGCUGGCCAAGAAGAUUACAAUAGAUUAAGACCCUUAAGCUAUCGUGGAGCAGAUGUUUUCUUGCUUGCCUUUUCUCUCAUAAGUAGAGCUAGCUAUGAGAAUAUUGCCAAGAAAUGGAUUCCUGAGUUGAGGCAUUAUGCUCCUGGUGUUCCAAUUAUUCUCGUUGGAACAAAGCUUGAUCUUCGAGAUGAUAACCAGUUCUUUCAAGACCAUCCGGGUGCUGCACCAAUCACCACAGCACAGGGUGAGGAGCUCAGAAAACUUAUUGGUGCUCCAGUUUACAUAGAAUGUAGUUCCAAAACACAGAAGAAUGUGAAGGCUGUUUUCGAUGCGGCCAUAAAAGUAGUUCUACAGCCGCCAAAACAAAAGAAACCGAAAAGGAAGGGGCAUAAAGCCUGUUCUAUUUUGUGA
Molecule: messenger RNA, 594 nt
Organism: Lathyrus sativus (Indian pea)
Lineage: Eukaryota; Viridiplantae; Streptophyta; Magnoliopsida; Fabales; Fabaceae
Source: the annotation of a GenBank genome assembly